Molecule: messenger RNA, 1134 nt
Organism: Purpureocillium takamizusanense
Lineage: Eukaryota; Fungi; Ascomycota; Sordariomycetes; Hypocreales; Ophiocordycipitaceae
Exons: 3
Coding region: 1-1134 (377 amino acids)
Source: RefSeq, a predicted model, not a curated record
AUGCUCUGUGGUGCCUUGUUGCUAAUCGCUCAUAGACUGCGGGAGGAUGCCCGUGCUGCCGCACUCAUCAUUGGCGACCCCGAAAUUCUCCUCGGCAGAGACUUCGUUCGUGACAGCAAGGUCACAGUGCAGCUUCUCUCAAAAGAAUGCCUAGAAGCCAAGUCUGUGGUCGGUUUUCGACUUGUAUUUCCCGUUGAGGCUUCCCCCAGCAACGGUGAUUGUUACUCGGAAGCCGGACAAAACUCGCUUCGAUAUACAAUCACGGUGAAAUUUCCCCAUAACCAAUUCCUUUGGAGCGCCGUUCUCGGCACGGAGUCAAGACCUAAAGGCCUCAGCACUCGUCUUUGUGAAGGCCGUGACAUUUCAAAGCUCAGAAGUGUUCUUUUCUCCAUCGAGGAGGGCCUUCAUGUCGAGGUUGAUGGCUUUGGAAAGCCAUACGUGGGCGGUGACACCGAGUUGAGCUCCUGGCUCAAUCUCGAUAGCCCCAUCUGCGGCUCGAUAGCGCUUUCGGAGAUCCUCUCUUCCAGACGGUUUCGUUUCCUGAUUCCCAACGAAGAUGGCAUGCGCAAAUUCCUCAAGGCGUGUGCUGGUCAACCGCCUAACUGGCAGGGGUACCCUUUUGGCAAAAUCCACACCUUUGAUAUGAAGAGAUACCGGCGAAUAAUCCCCAAAAACGAGGGGUUCGGGUACGAAGCCCACUGGCGAUUCGACGACGUGGAAGAUUUUGUCACGUGCGUGUCUCAACCUCACAUCCAAGACGUCUUCUACUUUCAUGAAGACAUUGUCGGACUCAGUGGUGUAAACGUCAAGGCCGCGCUACUGCCAGUCGAUUCGAACGAUAGUGAAGUGUGGGCUGUGCUGAAUGUCACCGAGAGAAUUGAUAAUGUUUACGCAGCCACCUGGCGUAGGCUUAUGAAGAGCGCAUACCCGUUCGCCGUGGUUGUCAAGCCGAAUCACGGGGAUCAACAAUCAAUCUGGGACGCCAAAUUCUCCAUCAGCUCCAACGUUGCGGGCAUGAACCAGCCGUGGGCAAUAGUGCUUCACAUGAAAAUUCGAUCUCCUCGUCGUGCUGGACAGAAAAUGACACGAUUCAAGACAUGGGAACAAGUUCUGAACAGCGAGUUGCACGACUAG